Entelurus aequoreus (snake pipefish) is the source of this 5416-nucleotide messenger RNA. Its product is annotated as homeobox protein unc-4 homolog. Lineage: Eukaryota; Metazoa; Chordata; Actinopteri; Syngnathiformes; Syngnathidae. Gene Ontology annotation, molecular function: sequence-specific double-stranded DNA binding; DNA-binding transcription factor activity, RNA polymerase II-specific. The coding region runs from base 32 to 1579 and encodes 515 amino acids. Gene Ontology annotation, biological process: regulation of DNA-templated transcription. The transcript has 3 exons. The record is from RefSeq and is a predicted model, not a curated record.
UUCGGCCCCGCCGCAUGCAGCCCGGGUGAGCAUGGACAGUCGCGUCCUCGAGCAUCAUCCUCACGCCCACUUCGGAGGCUCCUUGGGCGGGCUGGUGGGCUUCCCGUACCCGCUCGGUCCUCACCACCACCACCACCACCACCACCACCAUCAGCAGCACCACCAGCAGCACCACCAUCACUCCCAGCCGCACGUCUACGAGCUCGCCGGCGCGCACCAGCUCCCAUCCGCGGCCGCCGUCCCCUUCUCCAUAGACGGAUUACUUAACGGCGCCUGCUCAGCCUCGGUGGUCAGCUCCAGCGGGCUCUUGUCGCCCGACGGACAGUACAAACUCUCCGAUUCCGGGGACCCGGACAAAGAAAGUCCUGGUUGCAAACGGAGAAGAACCAGGACCAACUUCACCGGCUGGCAGCUGGAGGAGCUGGAGAAGGCCUUCAACGAGAGCCACUAUCCGGACGUGUUCAUGCGGGAGGCACUGGCCCUCAGGCUCGACCUAGUGGAGUCCAGGGUUCAGGUUUGGUUCCAGAAUCGACGUGCUAAGUGGAGGAAGAAGGAAAACACGAAGAAAGGGCCUGGCCGGCCUGCGCACAACUCCCAUCCGACCACAUGCAGCGGCGAGCCCAUGGACCCUGAGGAGAUCGCACGGAGGGAGCAGGAGCGCGCAGAGAAGAAGAAGCGUAAACAGGAGCGGAAGCUGCUCAAGUCGCAGAACAAACUUCUGCAAGGGGACAGCUUCCACACGCCCGGCGGUUCUGAGAGCGACAGCGGCGUGUCGCAGUUCACCGACAGCGAGCAGCAGCCUUGUUCAGGCUCGAACGGGAAUAUUCACAUGGAACUUCCCCAGAUGACUAGAGGCGCCGAAGGAGGACACCAAACCGAAUCCAGCUGUGACCAAACCCGACACGACUUCAACCCCCAAAACCAAAGAAGAGAAUCAGAGCAGGUUUCUCCGGGCAGUACACACAGCUCUGGUAACCCUGCAGGUCCGAGAUCCUCGGCCUUGCAGAAGCGCAACCCUUUCAGCGUCGAAAGCCUUCUCUCGGACGCAGCGCCUCGACGGAAACCACAUCUGGACUUCUCCUCUAUGCCCACUCAGAGGACACUGGUGGGUAAAGGGCACUUCUUGCUUUACCCCAUUACCCAUCAGCCCCUCGGCUUUCUUGUGCCACAAACAGCCUUGAAGGCGGCGCCGUGUCAGGAGAACAUCAACGGGCUCCACCUGGGACACAGCCUCCAACAGACUCCCACUGACCUCUCUUGCAGUCUCACUAAACCUACAACCACGGAUCAUAAAACACACUAUCACAACAGUCCUGAUAGCAAUAGAGGCGACACCGAGGAGCAUGCUGGCGACUGUGGUACGCUUUCCGCGUGUCGGACGUCUUCACGGUGCGCCGAUUCCGAAGAGACGGCAAGUUUGACAGUCCAAACAGAGGCCAAGCUGACCAACGGCUGCCAAACUGAGGAACAGAGCGCCAAAGAGGAGCCAGCAUCGCCGGACCUUUCCGAGAGUCUGAGCGUAAACACAGACUGUAGAGAGGCGGCCGAAACAGAUGGUGAGGACGUGGAUAUGGACUAACUCACACUAAGGCGCCUUGUUCAGACACUGUCAGAAAUAAGGGCACAGUUGGAAUCCGUUUUGGUAAUCAAGGUACAGUCUAAAUGUACCUCACAGAGCUGAUUGGUGGACUCAAUGGCCGCUAAAGGUACAGGAAUGUUCCCUAGCUGUCAAAGGCUCAAUGGAUACAAAAACCUUUAAGGUUUGGCAAGUUGUACUCCCUGGUGGUACAUUUUGUUUUGAGAGUGAACUGUUCAAACAUUCCCAAAGCUCUGCAUACAGUAGAUGCUUGCAAACAUAUCAGGAAUAGACACAUUUCCACCUAGCCGCGCAGUUCAGUUCGCUGUGGUACAGUCUGGAAUGGUAUAACCCUGAUCUAGUGCACUGUAAAACAGCAUGCAGGCAUCAUAGUAGUGGGACAAAAGCCUCUAGUACACAGAAAUCUGUCAAAAUAGCUGCAUCAAUUGUGUGUUGACCCAAUUUUACACAGCCCUGGCAAAAAGCUGCCUUUCAUACAGAACUCCGCAAAGGUAGAAUAUUGCUGAAAUUAUGUGCGACUUGGUCAAUUUCACAAAGAUAUUGCUGCAAUUAUGUGUUCCUAACGCCAGUUUUACACAGAUCUGGCACAAAAAAAAAACACCUUUCAUACAGAACCCAGCGAAGGUGGAAUAUUGCUGCAAUUAUGUGCGACUAAGACAGUUUCACACAGUUCUGGCCCAAAACACACCUUAUAUACAAAACCGAAUAAAGGCAAAAUAUUGCUGCAAUUAUGUGGGAUUAACCCACUUUUACACAGAACUGGCAAAAAAAACACCUUUCAUACAGACCCCGGCGAAGGUGGAAUAUUACCGAAAUUAUGUGCGACUUAGUCAAUUUCACAAAGAUAUUGCCGCAAUUAUGUGUUUCUAACGUCAGUUUUACACAGAUCAGGCAAAAAAACAAAACAUCUUUCAUACAGAACCCAGAAUAUUGCAGUGGAAUAUUGCCGCAAUUAUGUGCAAGUAAGCCAGUUUCACACAGAACUGGCCAAAAACACACUUUAUAUACAAAACCGAGUAAAGGCGAAAUAUUGCUGCAAUUCUGUGGGAUUAACCCACUUUUACACAGAACUGGCAAAAAAAACACCUUUCAUACAGACCCCGGCAAAGGUGGAAUAUUGCCGAAAUUAUGUGCAUAUUAGUCAAUUUCACAAAAAUAUUGCCGCAAAUAUGUGUUACUAACGACAGUUUUACACAGAUCUGGCACACAAAAAAACACCUUUCAUACAGAACCCAGUGAAGGUGGAAUAUUGCCGCAAUUAUGUGCGACUAAGUCAGUUUCACAAAGAUCUGGCAAAAAACAAACCCUAUAUACAGAACCCAGCAUUGGCGAAAUAUUGCUGCAAUUAUGUGGGAUUAACCACUUUUACACAGAACUGGCAAAAAAACGCCUUUCAUACAAAACCCGGCAAAUGUAGAAUAUUGCCAAAAUGAUGUGUGACUAUGACAGUUUUACGCAGAUCUGGCAAAAACACACCUUUCAUACAAAACCCGGCAAAAUAUUGCCGCAAUUAUAUGCGAUUAACCCAGUUUCACACAAUGUGGCAAAAAACCCCACCUGUGAUACAAAACCUGGCAAUGGUGGAAUAUUGCCUCAAAUACUUUUGUGUGCUAUUCAGCCAAUUUCACACAAAUUUGGCAAACAGUUGCCUUUCAUACAAAACCCAGUAUAGGGAAAUGAUUGUGAGCGACAGAAAUGUCCUUUUAUAUAGAACACAGUGAAAGUGGAAUACUGAUGCAAUUGUGUAAGACUCAGUCAGUUUCACACUGCUUUUGCACAAGCCUGGUCACAGCUAUGUUACAUCUUUGAGACUACUUUGGAAGAUGGAUUAUACGAGAGGUGAUGUCUGAGUUAAUUCUGCAGAACAUCAGUGGACAAAUCCUUAGGUCUUAAACAAGCUGUGUUCCAGCAGGCACAAGACAUUGAAACAACGUUGAGAACUUGUUGAAUUAGGUCCUGACGUUGAGCAACUCAAACAUAAUGUUGGAACAACAUGCUUUUUAACGCCGUUUAAUCAAUGUCGGUUUCUGACGUUGAUUUGAUCAUUGAGUUUUGGUCAUUCCCUAACCGAUAUUCUAAAACACACAAAUACAACAUUGGAACAACAUGCUUUUUAACGCCUUUUAAUCAAUGUCGGUUUCUGACGUUAAUUUGAUCAUUGAGUUUUGGUAAUUUCCUAACCAAUAUUCUAAAACACACAAAUACAACAUAGGAACAACAUGCUUUUUAACGACGUUUAAACAAUGUCGGUUUCUGACGUUGAUUUGAUCAUUGAGUUUUGGUCAUUUCCUAACCGAUAUUCUAAAAUACACAAAUACAACAUUGGAACAACGUGCUUUUUAACGACGCUUAAACAAUGUCGGUUUCUGACGUUGAUUUGAUCAUUGAGUUUUGGUCAUUUCCUAACCGAUAUUGUAAAACACACAAAUACAACAUCGGAACAACAUGCUUUUUAACAACGCUUAAACAAUGUCGGUUACUGACGUUGAUUUGAUCGUUGAGUUUUUGUCAUUUCCUAACCAAUAUUCUACAAAACACAAAUACAACAUUGGAACAACGUGCUUUUUAACGACGCUUAAUCAAUGUCGGUGUCUAACGUUGAUUUGAUCAUUGAGUUUUGGUCAUUUCCUAACCGAUAUUCUAAAACACACAAAUACAACAUUGGAACAACGUGCUUUUUAACGACGCUUAAUCAAUGUCGGUUUCUGACGUUGAUUUGAUCAUUGAGUUUUGGUCAUUUCCUAACCGAUAUUCUAAAACACACAAAUACAACAUCGGAACAACAUGCUUUUUAACGAACCUUAAUUAAUGUUGAUUUCUGAUGUUGAUUUCAUCAUUGAGUUUUGGUCAUUUCCUAACCGAUAUUCUAAAACACACAAUACAACAUGGGAACAACAUGCUUUUUAAUGACGCUUAAUCAAUGUCGGUUUCUGAUGUUGAUUUGAUCGUUCAGUUUUGGUCAUUUCUUGACUGAUAUUCUAAAACACACAAAUUCAACAUUUGAACAACAUGCUUUUUAACAACGCUUAAUCAAUGUCGGUUUCUGACGUUGAUUUGAUCAUUGAGUUUUGGUCAUUUCCUAACCAAUAUUCUAAAACACACAAAUACAACAUUGGAACAAUGUGCUUUUUAACAACGCUUAAUCAAUGUCGGUUUCUGACGUUGAUUUGAUCUUUGAGUUUUGGUCAUUUCCUAACCGAUAUUCUAAACCACACAAAUACAACAUUGGAAGAACAUGCUUUUUAACGACGCUUAAACAAUGUCGGUUUCUGACGUUGAUUGAGUUUUGGUCAUUUCCUAACCGAAAUUGUAAAACACACAAAUACAACAUUGGAACAACAUGCUUUUUGACUACGCAGGGUGUGACGUUGAAUUGACCAUUGAAAUUGGAUACUUUUGCUAACCAACAACAUGGAUCCAACGUUAGACAUCAACAUUGUCUCAAUUUACAAUUUGCAACAUUGUUUCAAAGUCAGUUUUAAAGGACAUGCAUCAACGUUGUAUCAAUGUCUUGUGCUGGGGUGAAAGGGGAUAAAGUCAUUCAUUCAUUACCUGUCACCCAGUGAAUGAACUGCAAUGUUUAGGCAGCCCAAAAGAUAAUAAUCUGUAUUUUAGCACAACUUUCAACAAUAGCGGGAUACUAACCAUGGAGAGCUGAACUGCACAACUAGGUGGAAAAGGUGCUUUAAUUCCCGCCUACUUUUGAACCCACCUGUCCAAACCACCGAGGUUAAUCCUCCCCCUCAUCAUCCUCCCACGCAGGUUCUUUUCGCUUGAGCAGAACCUGCAGUUGCAACGGAAAUCCUCAGCUAUUGUACA